AUGGCCGACAAGUCGUUUGCCCGCACGUGGGAAGGGCGGAUGACUUGUCCCCUUCCUCACCGCGUGCCCGCAUCACGGAAGGAAAAUGAGCCAGCGAAGCCUGUGAACCGUCAUUCGCAGAAACUGAAGAACACCGUUUCCCAGUUCCGUGCCAGAAGUUCCUACGGUACUUUGCAGUGCAGAGAAGAGCCCACAAGGCCUUGGGAGGAUGCUGGAGCGUCCUUUGAAAAACUCGUCAUCUCCGCGGUGAUCCCAGGGGGCCAUGCAGACUUUGCGAGCACGCGGAUCCUGGAACGUUCCAUCCUCAGGAGGCUGUCCAGCUCCCAGCUCACCACCUGCCUGCCCCCGGACACCGCUGUCACCCUGUGGUUCCUGGCGCUGUCCCUGGGGUGGACCGGCGCUGCACCCCCCGUCCAGUCUCGGAUCGUAGGCAGCUGGGACUGUGAGAAACAUUCCCAGCCCUGGCAGGCGGCCCUGUACCACUACAGCAGCUUCCAGUGUGGGGGUGUCCUGGUGCACCCCCAGUGGGUGCUCACAGCUGCCCACUGCAUCAGCGACUUUUACCAGCUCUGGCUGGGUCGCCAAAACCUGUUCGACUGGGAAGACACCACCCAAUUAUUCUCCGACCUCACAUCCUUCCCACACCCCAAAUUCAGCCUGAGUCUCCUAGAGGAUGAUCCUUUCUCUCGGGAGAGGACCGCAGAGACUCUCACACGGCUCCGCCCGGGGAGGCCGGCCGAGGUGGCAGCUGCUGUGAAGGGCCUAAGGCUGCCCACCCAGGAACCCCAGCUGGGGAGCACCUGCUGUGCCUCUGGCUGGAGCUAG
Pteropus alecto (black flying fox) is the source of this 825-nucleotide messenger RNA. Its product is annotated as kallikrein-1-like. The transcript is spliced from 7 exons. The coding region runs from base 1 to 825 and encodes 274 amino acids. NCBI's taxonomy places the organism in Eukaryota, Metazoa, Chordata, Mammalia, Chiroptera, Pteropodidae. Gene Ontology annotation, biological process: zymogen activation; regulation of systemic arterial blood pressure. Gene Ontology annotation, molecular function: serine-type endopeptidase activity. The record is from RefSeq and is a predicted model, not a curated record.